This is a messenger RNA of Rhagoletis pomonella (apple maggot), 2241 nucleotides long. RefSeq lists its product as uncharacterized. Bases 1 to 2241 code for a protein of 746 amino acids. The record is from RefSeq and is a predicted model, not a curated record. Gene Ontology annotation, molecular function: nucleic acid binding. The transcript has a single exon. NCBI's taxonomy places the organism in Eukaryota, Metazoa, Arthropoda, Insecta, Diptera, Tephritidae.
AUGCACACAGAUGACUCGCAAUAUCAACGCAUUUUGUGGCGAAACGAAGCAAAUGAAAUUCAGGAGUAUUGUCUCACGACAGUCACAUUUGGGACUGCUUCCGCUCCAUAUACCGCGAUACGAAUCCUCCACCAACUGGCUGAAGACGAAAGUACAUCGUAUCCGUUAGCAGCACCUGUCCUUCGGAAUGAAAUGUAUGUUGACGACGUACUAUCUGGCGGUCACUCCGUUGAGAUCGCCACCGAAAUUCGCAAACAAGUAACCUUAGCAUUGCGCUCCGCUGGCAUGGAACUUCGAAAAUGGAGCAGCAACUCAUCGGCGGUGCUGGACGGUAUUCCCACCGAAAACAGGUCAGACAGUAAUGCCUUACAGUUAAAUAGCAGCGAUACCGUUAAAACCCUUGGCAUUCUGUGGCAACCGAACAAGGACGUUUUUAAAUUCCGGCUCAACUUCGAAAUUGAUUUUACUGCCACCAAACGGUCAGUGCUCUCAACUAUAGCUCGUCUGUACGACCCACUGGGAUUAAUUGCACCGGUUAUUGUAGCAGCCAAAAUCAUCCUGAAAUCGGUAUGGUCCUUUAAGGUACAACGCGAUGAGCACACGUUCACACCAUUGGCAUGGGAUGAAACGCUACCAACAAACCUAAAUCACCAAUGGCAACGUUUUCUAAAUACUGUAUCGGAGCUGCCCUGCAUCACGGUGCCGAGAUGGUUGAACUAUGAACCAAAUCAUGUUAAAUCAUUACAACUCCAUGUAUUUUGCGAUGGCUCGACAGCUGCAUAUGCAGCAUGUGUUUAUCUACGGGUAGAAUGCAGUGAUGGUAAAAUUUUUACAACGCUUCUCAUCGCAAAAAGCAGAGUCACCCCGACAAAACCGUUGACUAUACCACGCGUCGAGUUGUGCGGAGCAGUGCUGGCGACUGAAUUAAUGGAAUGGACCAAAAAAUCAUUGUCAUUACCGUAUACAAAUCUAAAAACAUUUUAUUGGACCGAUGCUACGAUUGUGCUUUACUGGAUAAAUGGCGAUCCGAAUCGAUGGCAAACAUGGGUUUCAAACCGAGUUGGCAAGAUACUACAAACCUCUUCACCGUCACAAUGGAGUCACGUCGAUACUAUGCAAAAUCCAGCUGAUUGCGCAACCCGAGGCCUAACACCAGUCAGUUUAUCAACUUUCAGGCUAUGGUGGUCCGGCCCAGAGUGGUUGCUGUCAGAUGAAGAUUCCUGGCCGAAAUUUAGCACGACUGAAUUGCACAUCACCGAAGAAAUAGCUGAAGUUAAAAGGAAGCCGCUUCAAGCAAAUUUCACGAUUUGUCAAGACUCCGUUAUUCUUCGGUACUCGUCGCUGACGAAAACCGUACCCGUUUGUGCGUACAUUCUCCGUUUCGUGCAGAAUAGCCAAGUUCAGAGCUGUGCCCGCAUAAGUGGACCUUUGUCGGUCACCGAGCUAAACCAAAGUCUAGCAAAGGUUGUCAGGCUCGUACAACAAGAAACAUUCAACACCGAAGUACACAACGUUCGCAAUAAAAAACCUGUUCCACAUAGAAGCAAGCUUACUAGCUUAACUCCGUUUCUUGAUGAGCAGCAACUUCUUCGUGUGCGUGGGCGAAUUCAGCGCUCUAAUCUUCCAUUUGAUCAGAAGCACCCCAUCAUUUUACCAAGUAAGUAUCAUUUCACUAGUUUGGUUAUCACUCACGCGCACUUAACGACAUUACAUGGUGGUGCGCAGCUUACCUUAACAUAUUUACGACAGCGGUUUUGGAUAAUAAAUGCCAGACGCACUGUGCAAGAACAACUUCGAAAAUGCAUUAAAUGUGUUAGAAAUAAGCCGGAAGUUGGUAGUCAACUGAUGGGCGAACUUCCAUUCCAUCGAGUCAAUCCACCACAACGCCCGUUCCUCGCAACAGGCGUCGAUUACACCGGCGCAAUCGAGCUAAAAUCGUCUAGAUUUCGUGGAAAUACGACAUAUAAAGGGUACAUCGCUAUUUUCAUUUGUUUAGCUACAAAGUGCAUUCAUCUGGAAGCAGUCACAGGCAUGUCAACGGAAAACUUCUUGAUGGCCCUGCAACGAUUCAUUGGACGUCGAGGUCUGUGCAAAGACAUCUACAGCGAUUGCGGAACAAAUUUUAUAGGCGCUGACAAGGUACUUCAACCAAAUGAACGUAAAUUUGCGGAGGACAUAGAGCAAGAAGUCGUGCCGAAAUUAGCAAGCCAAGUGGCACUUCAAUCCUCCCCAUUCACCUAA